AUGUCAACUUUCAUGCGCACGUCUCCCCCCCUCAAUGCUCUAGUGUUUUUCUAUAGUGCGUCCUUCAUUCGGUUCACUGUGCGCUGCUCAAUGUUCUACUCUUUUCUCUGUAUUUUUUUAUGUCUCUCUGUGUAUCUUCUCUUCUUAGCGUCUCACUUGUUGGUAGUGGGUGAUCUGGGGGCUUACAUGCGGUGCAUGCCACUUUCUCACAAGACUUUGACGCAACAUAAAUUUCAGAAGCUCAGUGCCAUAUUUGAUGUUGGGCGACAUUUUUAUCAUCUACUUUCUUUGGAGUGUACGGCUUUGAUCGUCUGUGCGCGUGGCGCGUUCCACUUCAAUCCUGCCAUGGGUUUCGACGCCGCCACCAUCUCAAGCAACAAUGACAAUUUCGACCUUGACCGCUGGAGAAAGAAUUUCAAGGACAAGCAUGCAAACCUGAUCGUCUGUGUGCGUGGCGCGUUCCACUUCAAUCCCACCAUGGGUUUCGACGCCGCCACCAUCUCAAGCAACAAUGACAAUUUCGACCUCGACCGCUGGAGAAAGAAUUUCAAGGACAAGCAUGCAAACCUGGCGAAGAAGAUGCAUUUCAUGUAA
This is a messenger RNA of Suillus bovinus, 594 nucleotides long. RefSeq lists its product as uncharacterized. The coding region runs from base 1 to 594 and encodes 197 amino acids. NCBI's taxonomy places the organism in Eukaryota, Fungi, Basidiomycota, Agaricomycetes, Boletales, Suillaceae. The transcript has 10 exons. The record is from RefSeq and is a predicted model, not a curated record.